CCGAAUCUUACCUCUUUGAAAUUAGCCCAUAUGGAGUAUAACGUUCCAAUUAAACUAGGAAUGAUCCCAAGUACUUUAAAAGAACUUACACUGCCAAUAGAUUAUAAUCAUCCACUUCAUGAAUUCUUUAUUAUAAACGAAUGUCUUUAUUACAUACCAGUUUUUCCCCCAUAUGGAUUGACUAAAUUGUAUAUUACCAACUUUUUUAAUAAACCAAUUCUUCCAAACGUGCUUCCAAGAACUUUAAAAGAACUAAAAAUUGGUACUUCUUUCACUCAUGAAUUGUAUUUCCAAAGUAUUCCAGACUCUGUUACUUUGCUUAAUUUUGACUGCCCAUAUUAUAAUCAUCAGUUUGCUCCAGGAAUCCUUCCAAGAAAUUUAAUAAUGCUAGUGAUUGGUAAUAAUGUUCCGUUAUUACCUGGCUCUUUACCAGAAUCUCUUACUUAUCUCAAACUAGGUCGCCACUUUAACCAUCCUAUUACUCCUGAUCUAUUACCAAUACAUCUUAAAAAAAUAUCUUUUGGUCCAAAUUUCAACAUUACAAAGAUUACCAUUGAAUCAAUCUCUGAUACUCUCUCUAUUUUUAAUUAUUACUCGCCCUCAAUCAUAAGACCGAAUCUUACCUCUUUGAAAUUCGCCGAUAUGGAUUAUAAUGUUCCAAUUAAACCAGGAAUGAUCCCAAGCACUUUAAGAGAACUUACUUUGCCAACAGAUUUUAAUCAUCCACUUCAUGAAGUCUUUGCUAUAAACAAUUGCCCUUAUUACAUUCCAGUUUUUCCCGCAUAUGGAUUGACUAAAUUGUACAUUACCAACUAUUUUAAUCAACCAAUUCCUCCAUACGUGCUUCCAAGAACUUUAAAAGAACUAAAAAUUGGUUUUUCUUUCACCCAAGAAUUGUAUUUCGAAAGUAUUCCAGACUCUGUUACUUUUCUUACUCUUGACUGCCCAGAUUAUGAUCAUCAGCUUGUUCCAGGAAUCCUUCCAAGAAAUUUAAAAAAGCUAAAGAUGCGUAAUAAUGUUCCGUUAUUACCUGGAUCUUUACCAGAAUCUCUUACUUAUCUCAAACUUGGCGGCCACUUUAACCAUCCUAUUACUCCUAAUCUUUUACCAAAAAGUCUUCAAAAAAUUUCCUUUGGUCCAAAUUUCAACAGUUUCUUUGUUCCAUCUGAAAAUGUCCAUACAAUCAUUUUU
Dictyostelium purpureum is the source of this 1191-nucleotide messenger RNA. RefSeq lists its product as uncharacterized. The annotation marks the transcript as partial. The transcript has 2 exons. NCBI's taxonomy places the organism in Eukaryota, Evosea, Eumycetozoa, Dictyosteliales, Dictyosteliaceae. The record is from RefSeq and is a predicted model, not a curated record.